AUGACAUUGUUUUCGGUAUGUGCAAACCCCCCUCCUUCGCGAUAUGAUUUGGACCCACGAGAUUCUUCUUCAGAUCAAUUAGUAAGCUCUACUAUCACAUUGCACUCGUCACAACGCGAAAUGCACGAUAUCAUGAGGAGUCAAACAGAAGAAAUGCGUGAAAUGCGUGAACUUUUACAUCGCGCUCUCAGUUCCAACGAGUUGCAAAAUGCCAGUGUCGAUAUUGCUGAGCAAUUGAUGGCUGGUGGCCAAAAUGAUUUGCGGCAACUAAGAAAAGUCCAAGAAAGACAGUUUGGAGAUGACAUAGUUCGCUCUACGUCCCCGCUCCCUCAAGUUUCGGAUAGUCAACUUUACUUAGAACUUCAACGAGAUCUUAUUACUCUCCAUCGCGAAACUGGGAUUCCCCCGACUAUCAAAAUUCUAGACGGGGAGGUUAAACGGUUGGACACAAUACCCAUUGCAGGUGGGACCUAUAGCGAUGUUUGGCUAGGCCUGUGGCUUGGGGAGAAAAAGGUCGCUUUAAAGGCUCUCAGAAAUAUUAGGGCAGCCGACCCAAAAGCUAAGAAGCGUUUUGAAAACGAGAUUAACAUGUGGGCUGGCUUGAAGAAUGAUCACAUACUCCCAUUUUAUGGAAUUGUUACUGACAUGGGUCAGCAUAUUCAUAUGGUGUCACCCUGGCAAGAGAAUGGAAACGUACUUGAAUACGUCAAAACUCACGGAGAUAGUAACACCCGCAUUCGUCUGAUACGCGGUGCCGCUCAAGGGCUAGCAUAUCUACACUCACGCAAAAUCAUCCACGGAAACAUGAAAUGUGCUAACAUCCUGGUGACUGGAGAGGGCGAAGCAUGCAUUUGUGACUUCGGGAUGUCGAAAGUUAUCGAGGAAGUCACGGAGAAGAGCGCUUCUGCCACGUUGACUGCUGGUGGGAAUGCGCGCUGGAUGGCUCCUGAACUGAUCGAAGGCAGCACACCAACCGUAGAGGCGGAUACGUAUUCGUACGCCAUGGCUAUACUUGAAUUGGUGACCGGGAAGCACCCAUUUGCAGACUGUAAAACGACAGCUGCGGUUAUAUAUGAGAUUGUAGUACACAAAAGGAUGCCUUCCCGGCCUGAAGCCUUGCAGUAUUGGUUGUCAGAUGGUCUAUGGGAGCUUUUAUGUGCAUGUUGGCAAACAGAUGCUGCAUCACGGCCCUCAAUGGCCCAGGUGACCUCAUAUAUACAGGCAAUGGAGGAAAUGGCCUUUGCUUAA
This is a messenger RNA of Psilocybe cubensis, 1248 nucleotides long. RefSeq lists its product as uncharacterized. The coding region runs from base 1 to 1248 and encodes 415 amino acids. The transcript has 12 exons. Gene Ontology annotation, biological process: protein phosphorylation. The record is from RefSeq and is a predicted model, not a curated record. Lineage: Eukaryota; Fungi; Basidiomycota; Agaricomycetes; Agaricales; Agrocybaceae. Gene Ontology annotation, molecular function: protein kinase activity; ATP binding.